AGGGUUCAGCCACAUUGGAAAAGAGCAGAAGGCAAGGACAGACAUCCCCAAACCAACGACAAGGGACAUAUCUUCCGCAGCCUUCCAUUGCCAGUCCCAGACCUGCUACGAAGUCUAUCGGGCAGCGACCAGGAGAUAAUUUGGCUGUGGGCACCGCACAGUCAAAGAAGAAUAGGAUUGCAGCAGGGAGUCACAGGAAUUGGGCAACAGGAAAAGCAUCCCUUGAGCCAGCCACGGCAGCACAUGUCAAGCCCAAAUUGAAUAUAUCCCAACCUCUUGCAACUCCCAUAGGUUCCUCUUUUAGUGGUCCUCCCCCUACUUCUCGUCUACCUCGCGUCUACUUAAAGGCCUCGCUGACAUCCAGGAGCCUUAAGAGAGAACACAUUCACAGUGAUCAGAAUGUAGGUGCAGCAAGUACACAAGUUUCUAGGGUAACUGGCACUACACAUAAACAGACCCCUGUUAAAGCUGUUCCAACGAAAGCAAGAUGGAUGCCAACCCUUGAAAGGUGUACUGGGCCAAUUGUGCCCAGAAAUAAACCUUCUACUACCUACAAAGGAGCUUCUACUUCCUCUCCGGGUCCUCUCAAAAGAACUGCGUCUUCGAGAUUUGUUGGUUUAACACCAAGUAUACCAGUGGAAAAGAACAAGCCCAAGACUUCGUCCCGGCAGCAAGUGUCAACAUCCCAGGCAAAAGAGAAUCAAGGACCUCCAGAUGUGGUGCCACCCAGUCUCCCACGGGAUGACAGAAAUGACCAGAGGAUCCAGAAUCUUGAGGGACUGCUUGCGGCCUCUAACUGCAGAUUUCAAGCUGUCACUAUCGUCUUACAGCACAUUCUGUCUGAGCGUGAUGAAGCCACGGGGCAGUGCCAAGAACUCUCUCAGCAGUUGGUCAACCUCCAAGGAGAGUUAGAGUGCUCAGUCAAUUCAUCCGAACGGCUGGAAAAGGAGAAGCAGGACUUGCAGGAUGCUCUGGAGUGUGCAAUGCGGAGACUGCAGGAGCAGCACCAGAAGGACCUGGAAGAGAUGGAGCAGAGACUGCAGGCCUUCUACCAGGCUGAGUGGGACAAGGUCCACCUCAGUUACCAGGGCGAGGCAGACAAGUACAAAGCUCUGCUACAAACGCAGAUGGAACAACUUGAAGGAAGUCAUGACACUCUGAAGCUGGAAUUAGAGCGGAGCCAUGAAGAACAGCUGCAAUGUGUUAAACAACAACAUGAACAGUCACUGGAAGAGCUCAAGAAAUUACACACUCAGCAACUGGAGUCAUUGGAUGAAAGUUUGAAGGAUUCAGAAGUGGCACUCAUUGCACAAAUUCAAGUGCUGACUCGGGAAAACGUUGACCUGCUCGAAAAGCUAACGUCAGAAGAGAAUAAGCGGAGAGAGCUGGCGGUGGGACAGAAGGACUCGCACACUGUGUAUCUGGAGCAAGAGCUGGAAAGCCUCAAGGUGGUGCUGGAUAUCAAAAACAAACAACUUCACCAACAGGAGAAGAUGAUGAUUAAAAUUGAUGAACUGCUUGAGAAAAAUGUGAAGUUAGACGAAAGCCUUAAGAAGGUCCAGCAGGAGAACGAGGACCUCAAAGCUCGCAUGGAGAGAUACUCUAUGCUCUCAAAGCAAUUGCUUGCAGAGCAGGCUGUGCUGCAAGAAUCCCUUCAGAAGGAGUCCAAGGUGAACAAGCAUUUGUCGAUGGAGAAUGAAGAGCUGCUCUGGAAACUCCACAACGGGGAACCAAGCAGCCCACAGAAGGCAUCCCCUAGCUCUGCAUCUCCAUCCCAUUCCUUCAGCCUACAGUCACCUCCCAGCCCUGGGGCCUGCUCGCCCUUCCCGCUCUCACCCAGAUAACGAUGGCUCCCCCCGCUUCCAGGAAGCAAACAGACUCAAGUUAUCCAUCUUAAAGGUCACCCUGUUGACCUAUUGGCAAAGCAACAUUAUCGGCUUGUGGGGGGUGGAUCAUAUUUUUCAGAUGAACUGUGUCAUGAUUUAGACAGACACAGACUGUUAAAAUGCUGCACGCGAGCACUUAACCAAGGCCAUGUUGUUCUUUGGCUGUCUACAGAGGCAUGAGAAUGGGGGUGAGGGUACAAAGACUCAGGACUUGAGUAUCACAAAAUGCAAUCUUUUAUUUUUAUAGCCACUGGUGGUUUGUCUGUCUGGAUGCUCGGCACUCGCGCAUUGCAUGCACAUUGAUGCACAUAUUUAUACAGAAUUGAGGCUGUGGAUUCCUGCACGGUUAGUCACAAAUAUGUAAAAGUGUGACCCCCAACUGUCUUGGUAGAAUGAAACAUAGUAAUUUCCAGAAGACAUUAGCCUGAUACUGUGGCAGGUCCACAGGGCCAAUCCCAAUUCUGACUGUUUGAUGUGUUGUCCAACGUCACUCAUCCUGAAGGAAUCAUCCUCAUAUAGCUUUAAAACUGGGGUCUGUUGGCAAGGAGAGGCUUUGCUUCAGCAUGUUGUUUUGGAAAUGUCUCCGACGUAGAAUUUGGGUUUAAAUUUGAUUCUUGGAGAGUUAGCGCUGUUUGAAAUAUGCUAUUAAUAAACUAAUAAAAAUAUAUUUUUAACA
This is a messenger RNA of Syngnathus acus (greater pipefish), 2562 nucleotides long. It is a transcript of the gene mtus1a, whose product is annotated as microtubule associated tumor suppressor 1a. The transcript has 13 exons. The record is from RefSeq and is a predicted model, not a curated record. The coding region runs from base 492 to 1844 and encodes 450 amino acids. Lineage: Eukaryota; Metazoa; Chordata; Actinopteri; Syngnathiformes; Syngnathidae. Gene Ontology annotation, cellular component: nucleus; cytoplasm. Gene Ontology annotation, molecular function: microtubule binding.